Messenger RNA from Anopheles moucheti, 430 nucleotides. RefSeq lists its product as uncharacterized. The record is from RefSeq and is a predicted model, not a curated record. The transcript is spliced from 4 exons. Gene Ontology annotation, molecular function: peptidase inhibitor activity. The coding region runs from base 71 to 397 and encodes 108 amino acids. Gene Ontology annotation, cellular component: extracellular region. Lineage: Eukaryota; Metazoa; Arthropoda; Insecta; Diptera; Culicidae.
GCCGAGAGAGACACGUUAACAUAAAACCACACAAUUCAAACAGCCGUUUUUCUGGUCAAGAACUUUAAACAUGGCUAAACUCGCAGUAGUUGCCCUGGCCCUGGCGCUGUGUGUUGUCGUCGUGAGUGCUGCUGGAGACGAGUGUCCGCUAGCAUCGAAAGUGGCAUCCUGCUCACCAACCUGCCAGACCGAUCGUGACUGUUCUAAUAUCGGAGGCAAAUGCUGUGCUAACGCAUGCAAUCGCAAAUCCUGCGUCGAACGCAACAAACUGACGCAGGGCAACAAGUAUAGUUCCAGUUCCGGUGCAGGAUCAUACUGUGGCAGCACCAAGUGCAGCUCAUUCGAGAAAUGCGGUACCGAUCCAGCUACCAAGCGCCAAAAGUGUGUCCGUGCGUGAUGAACAGAAUGAAUAAAUCGUAUAUCUUGUGCA